UACAGAAAAGAACAAAAAAUCAUGCAAAUCAGGUUUCCACCUCUCGUCUGAUUAAUUUUGACAACUCUAAUCCCACAGAUUAGAUGAACCGUCACAGCUGUCGUUGCAUCAGGUCUUAAAACCUGAACACUGAGGAACCCGUGGUAGUUUUCAGCUGUAGCGGUUAGCUCAGUUAGCUCAGCUAGCUCAGUUAGCUCAGUUAGCUCAGUUAGCAGCUAGCAGCAGCAGCAGCAGCACUUCGUCAUUUCUUGAUAAAAACUGGUGUGGCGGUUCACUGCAUGCACGGUCAUGGAAGAACAGGGACGAUGCUGGCCUGCUACCUGGUGAAGACCAGGAAGCUUUCUGGCCUCGACGCCAUCAAGGAGAUCCGCCGAAUGCGACCCGGUUCCAUAGAAACUUCCGAACAGGAGAAGGCAGUGGUUCAGUUUUACCAGCGCACUAAAUAACUUUUAUUAUUAUCAAAAGGUAUCAGUUCUGCUCAGCAAAUCAUUUCCAGAUAAUAAACAUAGACUAGGUUGUUGUGCCUUGAUGACUCCAAAAAUGUACUUUAUUUUCUAUCAUUUUGAAAAUCUAUAAAAAAAACUGAUCAUAUAGUUUUUACUGUGGAAGAAAAAGUUAGUAAAUGAAAAUACUGUUUUACAUGCUACAGAUCUAAGGCCUGGUUCACACAGGAGCAGCAUUUUGAGGAGGCGUGGAAGUUGUUUUUACUGGUUCAGGCAUGAGUCCAUCUGAAAACAGCUGUUUAGGAGCUUCUGUGGUUUUUAAAAACUUGGUUUCAGGGAGAGAAAAUGUUGAAAUAACUUAUGUUUUAAUGUGGACCGCCUCGUCACAGCCUUUAGAAAAUCGUGAUGUCAUAUACCCUCCUCUAACCUAAACUAUGACUGACACAACAACAACAACAACAACAACAACAACUACAGAUUACAUCCUGUAGAGCUGCAAACCUUCAUUCACUCUAUGACUUUAACAGAUAAUAAUGUUACAUUGAAUACAACACUUUAUUAAACCAAAUAAUCUAAAACCAAAA
Austrofundulus limnaeus is the source of this 1027-nucleotide messenger RNA. RefSeq names its product dual specificity phosphatase 23b (gene dusp23b). NCBI's taxonomy places the organism in Eukaryota, Metazoa, Chordata, Actinopteri, Cyprinodontiformes, Rivulidae. Gene Ontology annotation, biological process: protein dephosphorylation. The record is from RefSeq and is a predicted model, not a curated record.